GGGAAAAGGCAGACAGUGGGAGGGACUCCUGCAGCAGACGUGCACAGCGAGUCAGCGGAGACAAGUACAAAAUGUGGUUGGUUUUGUUCAGCCUGGUGUGUAUUUUUUUGUUUUAUCGAUGGCUGAGAGAACUAAGACGAGUCCCGGAAUUCAACAAAAAAUACGUCUUCAUCACAGGCUGUGAUUCUGGCUUUGGACACCUACUGGCCAAACGUUUGGACCAUUUGGGCUUCCGCGUGUUUGCAGGCUGCUUCACCGAGAAAGGCCAGGAUGAGCUGAAGAAGAGCACAUCUGACAAAUUGGUGACCUUUCAUCUGGACGUGACAAAGUCAGAUAGCAUACGAAAAGCCGCAGAGCUCAUCAAGUCCACGGUGGGGGAGGCUGGUCUCUGGGGAUUAGUCAAUAACGCUGGCAUCUCCGUGCCCGCUGCAUCCUGUGACUGGCUCAACAUAGAUGAUUACAGGCAGAUGUUGGACGUCAACACAUUUGGAGUGAUUGAAGUGACACUCAGUGUGCUUCAGCUGAUCAAAAAAGCCCGUGGGAGAAUUGUGAACAUGGCCAGCGUGUUUGGGCGAAUCAGUCCAGUCGGUGGACCCUACUGUGUUUCUAAAUAUGCCGUUGAGGCCUUCAAUGACUGCACCAGAAUAGAUAUGAAACCUUUUGGAGUGAAAGUUUGCUGCCUUGAACCUGGAUUUUUCAAAACAACCAUAACAGACAGUGACGUCAUAGAAAGGAACCUUCGUAGAAUUUGGGAGAGACUACCUGGGAACAUUAAAGAAGACUAUGGAAGUGACUUUCUAGAAAAAGCUCUGAAGUUAUCCAGUGAGACGCUGGCAAAACUGCCUGACGCCAACCUGAUGAAAGUCGUGAGCUGCAUGGAGCAUGCCAUCGCCGCCGUGCAUCCACGAACCCGCUACUCACCAGGCUGGGAUGCUAAGUUCCUCUGGCUCCCUCUGUCUUACAUGCCCACUGUGAUCUCUGACUAUGUGAUAACCAUGAAAGGCUUAAAGCCAGCCAAGGCUGUUGUCUGAAGUUAAUGUUACCUGAGUGGAACUUCCUGAAUGGGGGGUGUGGUGGUGGACAGCAGGUGUGCCCGGUUAUUACCCAGAAGAAGGGAAGAGAUUAUACAUGAUGCCCAAUGUGUGUAUUUGAAAUUGUUGUUAAAGCAUUAGUUCAGUAUUUUUCAAGUCAAAUUUACAUUACAUCAUCACAAAUAAAGUAUAUAUGUAUUUGCCAAGUGA
Polypterus senegalus (gray bichir) is the source of this 1241-nucleotide messenger RNA. Its product is annotated as retinol dehydrogenase 7-like. Gene Ontology annotation, molecular function: oxidoreductase activity. NCBI's taxonomy places the organism in Eukaryota, Metazoa, Chordata, Cladistia, Polypteriformes, Polypteridae. Bases 72 to 1031 code for a protein of 319 amino acids. The transcript has 5 exons. The record is from RefSeq and is a predicted model, not a curated record.